Protobothrops mucrosquamatus (brown spotted pit viper) is the source of this 3560-nucleotide messenger RNA. RefSeq names its product zinc finger protein 420-like. Gene Ontology annotation, molecular function: RNA polymerase II cis-regulatory region sequence-specific DNA binding; DNA-binding transcription factor activity, RNA polymerase II-specific. The transcript has 5 exons. The coding region runs from base 1 to 3417 and encodes 1138 amino acids. The record is from RefSeq and is a predicted model, not a curated record. Gene Ontology annotation, biological process: regulation of transcription by RNA polymerase II; central nervous system development. Lineage: Eukaryota; Metazoa; Chordata; Lepidosauria; Squamata; Viperidae. Gene Ontology annotation, cellular component: nucleus.
AUGGAAGAUCCAGUGAUCGUCCUCAAAAUGGCAGGAGGGUCAGGCAAGGUGGGGGAAAACCAUCAUCUGCUGCCAACCGGAAGCACUGGGAGAUUCCCACAAAGGCUGCCACCACAGAAGACGGUUAAACAGGAACCAGAUGAAGUGGUCCUUCCUUAUUGGGACACCCAGUGGCAGCACUUUCUGCAAGAAACGGGGUCUCCUUGCUCAGGAUGGGAGUCUCCUCAGCUGCCCCGGGAUCCCAGCCUGUGGGAUGAUGCCAAGGGCUUCCUGGCCUCCUUUGAGCAAGUGGCCAAAGCCUGCCGGUGGCCAAAACACGAGUGGGUAGCCCGACUCCUGCCCUCCCUCAGCGGGCAAGCUGAAUGGGCCUUUAGUGGCCUGGAGGCCAGAGAGCAAGAGGACUAUGGGAAAGUGAAGGCGGCCAUCUUGCGGGGAAGCGCCCUCAGCCGGGAAAAGCAGCGCCAGCACUUCCGCCGUUUCUGCUACCAGGAGGCCGAGGGCCCACGGCGGGUUUGCCGCCAUCUUCAGGAGCUUUGCCACCGGUGGUUGAAGGUGGAGAAACACUCCAAGGAGCAGAUUCUGGAGUUGUUGAUCCUGGAGCAGUUCUUGACUAUCCUGCCAGAAGAAAUUCAGAGCUGGGUUAGAGCCCGGGGCCCCGAUACCUGCUCCCAGGCGGUAGCCCUGGCCGAGGAUUUUCUGCAGAGGCAGCAAGGAAUGGAGAAGUGGGAGCGGCAGACUUUAAUAGUCACCUACAUUGCAUGCAUGCAUAUAGCACCUUAUUUUUGUAUAUGCUCUGAGUACGGACCUGCGAAUUGUCGGAAGGAGAGAAGCCGUUUGCAGGAAGGAGCGGAAGAAGGGGAUCUGUGCUGGAUCCCUCAAAGACGAUUCACGGAGAACUUUUCCCGUGUCCCCGAGGAACGGAAACUCUUCCAGAAUCAGGCAUGGCCAAAGCUUCAGCAAGGAAUCCAUACACGGAACAAAGCAGCCAUGUCCAUCGCUUCGGUCAUCAAUAGGAAGAUCUUGAGCAAACCUCUGUUAUUCCAGACCCAGAACUCAAGCAUCCCAUCUGGGGUGGACUUGAGACAGGAACCAAGCAAUACUAUCCCGAUUCCCGAGAGACCUUAUCACAAGUGUUCAAUCUGCGGGAAGACCUUUGGUCAAAGCUUGCAUCUGAAUUUCCACCAGAGGACCCACGACGUAGAGAAGCCCUACAAGUGCGCCCAGUGUGGGAGCAGUUUCCACUCGCGCCAAGGUCUCAUCUACCACCAGCGCAGCCAUGCCGGCGAGAAGCCGUACAAAUGCUCCUUCUGCGGGAAAAACUUCAGCCAGAGUUCUCACCUCCUGGUGCAUAAGAGGAGCCACACGGGCGAAAAACCCUUCAGGUGUCCCACCUGUGGGAAAUGCUUCAGCCGCAACUCCCUUCUGACCAUCCACGAAAGGACCCACACGGGAGAGAAGCCGUACAAAUGCUUGCAGUGCGGCAGCCAGUUCCAUUCAGGUUCAGGGCUGAUUAACCACAAAAGGAUUCACACAGGAGUGAAACCGUAUAAGUGCCCUAAGUGUGGGAGAGAUUUCAUCCGGAAGGCACACCUCACUCGGCACCAGAGCAUACACACCGGUGCGAAGCCCUACAAGUGCUUAGAAUGUGGGAAAGGUUUUGGCCAAAGCACCCAGCUGACCUCCCACCAGAGGGUCCACACGGGGGAGAGACCCUACAGCUGCUCCAGCUGUGGCAAGACCUUCAACCAGAGCACCAGCCUGAUUCAACAUCAGAGGAUCCACACCGGGGAGAAACCCUAUCAAUGCUCCGAGUGUGGGAAGAGCUUCCGCCACAGCACCAGCCUGACCUCGCACCAGAGGAUCCACACGGGGGAGAAGCCCUACAAGUGCUCGGAUUGCGGGAAAGGCUUUUGCAACCAGUCGGGCCUCAUUAACCACAAGACCAUUCACACAGGGGAGAGGCCGUACAAAUGCUUGGAGUGUGGGAAAAGUUUCAGCCAGAGCACCCACCUGACCUCGCAUCAAAGAAUUCACACCGGCGAGAGACCGUAUAAAUGCUCGGACUGUGACAAAACCUUUUGCGAUCAGUCGGGGCUUGUUAAACACCAGAGGAUUCACACAGGGCAGAAACCCUAUAAAUGCCUGGCGUGUGGGAAGAGUUUUAGCCAAAGCACCAACCUUAUUAGACACCAGAGAAUCCACACGGGAGAAAAACCUUAUAAAUGCUUCAAGUGUGGAAAAUGUUUCACUCGGAGUUCAUCACUUUGCAAUCAUACUAAAACACACACAGAGGAGGAAAGCAGAACGUGCCUAGAAUGUGGGAAAUAUUUUUCCAGCAAAUCAACCCUGCGGCGACAUCAGAGAAUCCACACUGGGGAGAGACCUCAUAAAUGUCUGGAGUGUGGAAAAUGUUUUUCCAGCAAAUCAACCCUGCAGCGACACCAGAGACUCCACACUGGGGAGAGACCUUAUGAAUGUCUGGAGUGUGGGAAAUGUUUUUCCCGCAAAUCACUCCUGCAGCAACACCAGAAAAUCCACACUGGAGAAAGACCCCAUGAAUGCCCAGAAUGUGAGAAACGAUUUGGGCGUUCUUCCACACUUCGGAGACACCAAAAGACACACACGAGAGAAAAACUCUACAAAUGUAACGAGUGUGAGAAAUGUUUUUCUCUAAAGGGAAGUCUUUUUCGACAUCAGAUAAUCCACACAGGGGAGAAACCCUAUCAGUGCAUUGAGUGUGGAAAAUUUUUUCGUACGAUAUCAGGCCUCGGACAUCAUGAGAAAAUUCACAGAGGGGAAAAAAAUUUCAAAUGUUUAGACUGUGGGAGAGCAUUUAUUCAUUCAUCUCUCCUUAGACGUCACUGGCAAAUGCAUACAGGAGAGAAGCCACAUAAAUGCUCGGAGUGUGAUAAAUGUUUUUAUCAGAAAAAUAGACUUUUGAUACAUCAGAGAACCCACAGUGGAGAGAAACCAUAUAAAUGUUCCGAGUGUGGGAAGUCUUUUUCUUGCCAAGAAUAUCUUAGAAAACACGAGACGAUUCACACAGAAAAGAAGCCUUACAAGCCUGUGCAGAAAAAUAAAAUGUGCUCAGAAUGUGGGAGAUGUUUCUCCCAAAGGACACACCUAAUUCGACAUGAGAGACUUCACACUGGAGACAGGCCCUAUCAAUGCCCAGAAUGUGACAAGCGAUUUGUGGAGUCUGCUGAACUCCGGAGACACCAGAGGGGGCACACAGGAGAGAAGCCCUAUAAAUGUGGGGUGUGUGCGAAAGGUUUUCUCACAGCAACACUGCUUCGAGUUCAUGAGAGAAUCCACACAGGGGAGAAGCCCUAUAAAUGUGUGGAGUGUGGGAAAUGCUUUUCCCGAAAACAACACCUCGGAAAUCAUCAAAAGGUCCAUAAAAGAAUGAAGCCAUAAAGACUCAUAGUGUGUAGAAAUGGUUCCUUAAGAGGGAGAUAUCAGAAAACUCACAUGGGAAAAGGCCUAACAGGCCCUGACGGUGGAACAGUUUUUCAUAGUUGUUCAACCCUUAGAAGUCAUGUAAGAAUUCCUAAAGAGCG